Messenger RNA from Colletotrichum costaricense, 438 nucleotides. RefSeq lists its product as uncharacterized. The transcript is spliced from 2 exons. Lineage: Eukaryota; Fungi; Ascomycota; Sordariomycetes; Glomerellales; Glomerellaceae. The record is from RefSeq and is a predicted model, not a curated record. The coding region runs from base 1 to 438 and encodes 145 amino acids.
AUGUUCUGGUCAGGUCAGGUCGAGUACGCAGAACAGUGUAUAAUGGGCUCGGGCCAGCUAAAGCUGUUCGUUGACGGGCAAGGGCUCGCUGCCAUUGGAGCCUUGGAGGACAGGAGGCUGAAUUUGACCUGGGGUACGCUCCAUGUGCAAACAGAUGUUAUGCUCAGCUCAACUCACGUCAGGAAUUCGACUGUGGAUACGUCAGGUCAGGUCAACUUCACGGUCGGGUCAGGUCAACUAUGUCGCCCGUGGUCGGCUGAGAUCAGUGAGAUGUACGAAUACUCCUCCGUCCCUCCUCCAAAGUGCAGGGUCCACACUGCUCGCCUCGCACUGGACGAGAUUGCGCGUGUCGAUUUGAGUUCCAGGGGUCGUUGGGUCAUUUCAUCAACGAGGGCCGGGCGUCCCGAGUGCACACUCAUCAACGAGACUUCUUUAUGA